AUGAAUGGUGCUGAUUCUGAAGGUGCGCCUCAUGGCGAACAGGCUACUCCCCAGCCUAUCGCCAUAAUCGGGUAUUCCUGUCGGCUGCCGGGGCAAGUCACAUCUCCCAGUGACCUAUGGGAACUAUGCACUCGAGCCCGAAGUGGCUGGUCACCCAUACCAAAAGACCGUUUCUCCCUCGAAGCAUUCCGCCACCCUAACCCGUCCAAAGUUGGUUCCUUCAACCCCAAGGGAGGCUAUUUCCUCGACGAGGACAUUGCACGCUUUGAUGCUCCUUUCUUCAAUCUCACCGUUCAAGAAGCUACGUCCAUGGACCCCCAACAGCGCUUAAUACUAGAGUGCACGUAUGAAGCCUUGGAGAGUGCUGGAAUUCCUAAAGAGAAUCUUGCCCGUCGGAACGUGGGUGUUUUUGCCGGUGGAAAUUUCUCUGAUUAUGAGCUCAAUAACCUCCGUGAUAUCGAGACUAUCCCCAUGCACCAAGCCACCGGCUGUGCGGCCUCACUGCAAUCCAACCGUAUCUCAUACUUCUUUGAUCUACGAGGGCCUAGCAUCACAGUGGACACGGCUUGUUCUUCUUCGCUUGUUGCACUACACUAUGCAGUGCAGAGCUUGCGAAGCGGGGAGUCCGAGGAAGCGCUCGUUGCUGGUUGUCAUCUAAACCUUGUGCCAGAUAUUUGGGUCUCUAUGUCCAUGUCACAAUUGUUUAAUGAUGAGGGCAAAAUAUUCUCUUUCGAUGAGAGAGCCACAUCUGGUUUCGCGCGAGGCGAGGGCUCGGGCGUUGUAAUUCUGAAGCCCCUAGACGCCGCAUUGCGAGAUAAAGAUCCCGUCCGAGCUAUCAUUGUACAUUCAGGAGUCAAUCAAGAUGGGCGAACAAAGGGAAUUACGCUACCAAAUGGUCAGGCCCAGGAAGAUCUAAUACAACGAGUCUACAAAGAGGCCAAUCUCAACCCGGACGAAUGCGGGUUUGUAGAAAUGCAUGGCACUGGAACAAAGGCCGGCGAUCCUAUCGAAGCUGCAGCAGUCCAUGCGGCACUUGGAAAGAAUCGGACUCCAAGAAACCCGCUUUAUAUCGGAUCAGUCAAAUCUAACGUUGGGCAUCUGGAGGGUGCCAGCGGUAUAAUUUCCAUCAUCAAAGCAGCCAUGAUGCUUGAUAGAGAGUUAAUGCUUCCAAAUGCUGAGUUUAAGAAAGCAAACCCUAAUAUUCCCAUGAGCGAGUGGAAUAUGAAAGUGUUAACAACGACGCGGCCCUGGCCUCCUCGCAAGAAAUACCUUAGUGUGUCCAACUACGGGUUUGGGGGAACCAAUGCACAUGUCGUUCUUGAAAAAGCACCACUAGCAUCCAAAGCCCCAGAUGAGGCUGUUGAGGAUGUUGAGGUGGACCCUAAACGUAAACUGUUUUUGAUCUCUGCCAAUGACAAAGAGUCUCUACGAACUAGGAUCAACGAAUUCAGUAUCUACUUCGAACAACAUCCCGAAGUUUUUGAAAAGGUUCUGUUCGGCAACUUUGCUUAUACUUUAGGCAACAAGAUGUCCCAACUCUCAUACCGUGUUGGUGUGUCAGCUACUUCGCUAGAUGACCUUGGGAUCCGUCUUGCUCAACUGAAGAUCAACCCAUCCCGGGUUCUAGGCGCUCCGAUAGUUUCGUUUGUCUUCACUGGUCAAGGGGCGCAAUGGGCACAGAUGGGCAUUCCUCUUAUGCAUGAAUACCCGGUCUACGAGCUGGCCAUAAAACGAGCUGAUCAAUGCCUACGAGAUCUCGGAGCUGAGUUUUCCCUUAUUGAAGAGUUAGAAAAGGACGCCACCACCUCUGAGAUUGACUCCCCUCAUCUGAGUCAACCAGCCUGCACAGCACUUCAAAUUGCACUAGUUGACCUCCUGAAAUCUUGGGGGAUCCGCCCUGCUUCAGUCGUUGGCCACAGUUCUGGAGAAAUUAGUGCAGCCUAUGCUGCAGGGAUGUAUGACUUGGAGGGAGCUAUGGCUCUGGCUUACUGGCGCGGGAAAAUGACCUCUUUGCUCAAAUCCUCAUUCCCGUUCCUCAAGGGUACCAUGAUUGCUAUUGGAACUAGUCGCGAGACUGUUCAGCUUAUAUUGAAAACCCUAUCUGGAUACGCUACCGUUGCUUGCGUGAACAGUCCUUCCAGCGUGACCGUAUCGGGGGACGUGUCCGCAAUUAAUGAACUGGAAAAAGUUCUCGAAGACAAUAAACUUUUCAAUAGAAGAUUGAAGAUUGACGUUGCCUACCAUUCCAACCACAUGGAGAAGGUUGCUGACGCUUACCUUGCUGCGAUUAAGACCAUCCAGCACUCCACAUCGGCAACGGCCUCGUUCUUUUCUUCUGUCUUUGGACGCUUCGCGGAACCUCCUGAGCUUGGUCCAGAAUACUGGAUUACCAACCUGAGAUCGCCGGUGUUGUUCUCUGACACUCUUGGCAAGAUUGUGUCGGAAGAUGAAACACGACCCAACCUUCUUGUUGAAAUUGGUCCACACUCUACAAUGAAGGGCCCUAUCAUGGAUACUCUAAAGAGCUUGGGUCCCAAUGUCUCUAAAAUUGGAUAUAUACCGACCAUUCUUCGUAAAGUUGAUGCAGCCGAGUCGGUCUUGAAUACCGCUGCUGCUGCCUACGUGCGAGGCGCUACACUCAAUAUGACAGCAGUGAACUUCCCCAAGACUGGUGCGAAACAUACGUUUAGAGAUCGUGCUAGGAACGAUAUAUUGGGAGUAUUGGCAAAUUACUCAAAUGAUCUGGAGCCAACGUGGCGAAACAUUAUCCGCUUAGAUGAGAUUCCCUAUCUCCGAGACCACAAGAUGCAGGGGAUGGCCGUUUACCCACUGGCAGGCUAUUUGGUAAUGGCAAUUGAGGCCGCUCGACGACGUGCGGAGCAAUCUGGCAUGCAAAUCUCUCAAUUUGAACUGAGGGAGGUCAUUGUGGGCUCGGCACUUGUGCUCAAUGAUGACACAGAUGCAGAGACCACCCUUACUCUCCGUCCCUACGCUGAAGGCACGCGGGGGUCAUCCGAUCUCUGGGAUGAGUUCCGUGUCUGCUCAUGGACCGCAAAACGAGGAUGGACAGAGCACUGUACUGGUCAGGUGCGAGUUCGCUCCGAUCCAAAACAGCAGGCGGCUGCGAUUUCGAGCCCAUUUAAUACUGAAAUCACCCACACGAAAGCUCAAAUUGCCCGCAUUCAGAAGUCAGCUACUAAUUACCUCGAUAUGCCCCACAUGUACCAAGUUCUAAGUGAUCUGGGAGCUGGAUAUGGUCCUAUAUUUCAGGAUAUUGAUAACUGCUACGCAAGCCCUAACCACUCGUUUGGCGAUCUGCAUGUUAGGGAUACUCGCAGUGUCAUGCCGAAGGGAUUUGAGCCUCCCUUAACUGUCCACCCAUCAUUCCUCGAUGGACUGCUACAUUUUGCUUGGCCUCUCCUUGGCCAAGGCUUGGGCCGAAUGGAUCUAGACACACUUUACAUGCCGACAAUGAUCAAACGUAUAACGAUCGGUCUCAACGUCCCAACCACAGCUGGUGAAUAUGUUAAAGCUUACUGUAGUGGCAGCCCCAGUUUACCUUUCCCCGAACCUACCAAGUUUGACCUUUUUGCUAUCCAAGAGGGGUCUACAAAGCCCGUCAUUACAAUAGACGGUCUGGUAAUGACUCCUCUCAGAAAUCCAAAUUUUCAUCGAGAAGCCAUUCGAAAACUGUGCUAUAAGGUUGAUUGGCAUCCCUUAGCCGAGGUUGAUAGCGCCAUUGAAGGAGAUAUUCAAGAUGGAAUUGGCCCUGCGGAAUCUAAUGGCCACACUUCAACUCACGGGAACACGAAUUCAGAUGGAAAUCCAGGGAAGAAAGGCAACUCGCACACAAACGGUAUUGCAAAUGUUAUCAAACCUAAGCAGGAUCUAAUCAUCUCCUACUUUGGCGAAGCUGAUGGUAUUGCUGAUAAAUUGAGUAUUGCACUUUCUAACGCAUCUGGAUGGAAUAUUUCCGUCCAAAUCUUUGGUGAAAUGGACUUCUCUCAAAAGCAACUUGUUUUACUUCAGACUGGAGCUGACUCUCUGCGAUACCUCACCGAAGGUGUAUUUGAGGAACUCAAGAUGGCACUGCUAAAAGCUCAGACUGUGCUCUGGGUCUACCGGACUGAUUCUCCUGAUGCUCAAAUGACAGUGGGUUUGACUCGCACCUUACGCUCGGAGACCUUGGCUAAGAUAGCUACUCUCGGAUUGGCUCCCGAGGAUAUCGAAUAUCCCGAGAAGCCUAUUCAGGUAGCCAUGAGUGCUGUAUGGCCUACUGACGGGGCCGAACCUUCAAAGGAUUUUGAGUUCAAGACUCAAGGCUCUGAGAUCUUUGUCCAACGCAUAGUGGAAGAUGAUGCUGCCAAUACUUUUGUCCACAAUGAAAUCCACGACAUGACGAUCUCUACCCAACCAUUCAGCCAGCCCGGGCGGCGCUUCAAGAUUCAGAUCGGCAAUCCCGGCGCUCUCGAUACUCUCUACUUUGUAGACGACAAUCCCCCACCACUAGGUGAUGACCAGAUUGAGUUUCAAGUCAAAGCAAGCGGUCUCAACUUCAAAGACAUUGUGGUCUCAAUGGGCCAGCUUGCACAGUCCUAUAUUGGAAUUGAAUGUAGCGGCAUUGUUUCCAGUAUAGGAUCAAAUGUGAAGAAGUUCAGGGUUGGCCAAAGAGUCAUGGCUAUGCCAGAGGGCUGUUUCUCAACCUACGCACGAUGCUCUGCUACAAGCGCUGCAGAAAUACCAGCCGACAUGUCAUUUGAGGUUGCAGCCACAGUUCCAGUUGUGUUCUGUACUGCAUACUACGCUCUAUUUGACCUAGGUCAGUUGCAAGCUGGCGAACGGGUUUUAAUACACGCCGGUGCUGGUGGUGUCGGUCAAGCCGCCAUAAUGCUAGCACAAAUGAAUGGCGCAGACAUAUUUGUUACAGUCGGAUACCUUGACAAGAAGCAGUUCUUAAUGACCCAAUAUAGUAUUCCCGAAAACCGCAUCUUCUAUAGUCGCGAUUCAUCUUUUGCUCGCGAUAUCCGGAGAGCCACUGGUGGGGUUGGCGUGGACGUCGUCGUCAACUCUCUAGCAGGCGAUCUUUUGCGCGAGACUUGGGAGUGUCUUGCGCCGUUCGGGCGAUUUGUCGAGAUUGGCAAGGCUGAUAUUACGAAAAACACUCGUCUUGACAUGCAGCCUUUUGAGCACAACGUCACGUUUUCGUCGGUUGAUCUCGCCAAGGUUGGCAAGUUCAGACCGCAGCUGAUGAAGCGCCUCCUGGGUGAUGUUUGUCGGUUGAUUGGCGAGGGAUCGGUGCAUCCCAUCCUACCACUUUCGAUUUAUCGAAUUUCCGAUAUCGAGAAGGCAUUCCGUACUCUACAGAUCGGUAAGAAUAUGGGUAAAAUUGUGGUGGUUCCCCAUGACGGUGACCAAGUCAAGGCUGUGAACCACAAGACUAGUCCUUAUCUCCUACGACCUGAUGCAUCCUACAUUUUGGUUGGUGGUACUGGAGGUUUAGGCCGAAGCAUAGCCAAGUGGAUGUCUUCAAAGGGCGCAAAGAACAUUGUUCUUGUGUCUCGCCGAGCCGCGAUUAAUGAAAAAGUUCAAGUUUUGAUUGACAAUUUAGCUCCGCUAGGAGUGCGGAUUGUCGUCAAGGCUUGCGAUGUCAGCAGCCAGAAGUCUGUUGAGGCUUUGAUUCACAAAGAAAUGAAAGACCUCCCCCCUAUACGUGGUGUUAUUCACGGUACUAUGGUGCUCCGUGACAUGCUCUUCGAAAACAUGUCUCUUGAAGACUUCACAGCCGUAGCAUGCAAUAAAGUUGAAGGAGCUUGGAAUCUGCAUAACGCGCUGAUUAAUGCCCCACUGGAUUUCUUUAUUGCCCUCUCAUCGGUGGCCGGGAUUAUCGGCAAUCGUGGACAAGCAGCUUACUCUGCAGCAAAUGUAUUCUUGGAUGGAUUCAUAGAAUAUCGCAAAUCACUUGGUCUUCCAGGAACAACAAUCGACCUAGCUGCAGUCAGCGAUGUCGGCUACCUAGCCGAUAUCGAUGCCCAGCGCCGCCAGGAAGUAAUGAAGAAUAUCGGCGGCCAGACCAUUGACGAGUCAGAAGUCCUGGCGCUGAUAGCAGCCGCUCUGACGGGUGAUCUUGACCAGUCCUGCUCUGGGCAGUGUAUCACAGGUCUGCGACUGGAUUCGCUCGAGAACAACUUCUGGGUCCAGGAUGGAAAGUUCAGCGUGCUAUAUGAGGCUGCUAAGAACACUUUGGGAAGCAGCUCACAGCGCAAUGGCCCAUCGGUGCCGCUGCAGGUCACUUUGUCGGCUGCGUCAUCUAGAGAGGAGGCCUUGAAAGUGUGCUACGAGGCGCUGGCCGCCAAGUUAGCACAGGUGCUUGUUCUCUCCUUGGAGGAUAUGGAUCCCUCGAUUACAGUGGCUUCGUUAGGUCUUGACUCGCUGGUGGCUAUUGAGAUCCGCAACUGGAUUGCCCGUGAGGCCAAUGCCAAUGUGCAGGUUCUGGAGUUGUUGUCCAGUGGCAGUUUGAUGGCCUUGGCUGAAAUUAUCCUCAACAAAUCUCAGGCCUACAUUCGCACCGAGUAA
Penicillium vulpinum is the source of this 6573-nucleotide messenger RNA. RefSeq names its product type I polyketide synthase. Gene Ontology annotation, biological process: fatty acid biosynthetic process; secondary metabolite biosynthetic process. NCBI's taxonomy places the organism in Eukaryota, Fungi, Ascomycota, Eurotiomycetes, Eurotiales, Aspergillaceae. Gene Ontology annotation, molecular function: fatty acid synthase activity; 3-oxoacyl-[acyl-carrier-protein] synthase activity; oxidoreductase activity. The coding region runs from base 1 to 6573 and encodes 2190 amino acids. The transcript has 6 exons. The record is from RefSeq and is a predicted model, not a curated record.